Messenger RNA from Pyrus x bretschneideri (Chinese white pear), 3033 nucleotides. RefSeq names its product WD repeat-containing protein 44. Lineage: Eukaryota; Viridiplantae; Streptophyta; Magnoliopsida; Rosales; Rosaceae. The transcript is spliced from 7 exons. Gene Ontology annotation, molecular function: protein binding. Bases 43 to 2670 code for a protein of 875 amino acids. The record is from RefSeq and is a predicted model, not a curated record.
UCUCGGGCAUUUUCAUUACCCAAUGGGAAUGCCCAGUAAACGAUGAGCAGAGCCGGACAGGAAGAAGACGAAGACAACGAGUGCUUCUACGAGUCCCUCGAUCGCAUUGUCUCCUCCUCUUGUUCUUGUUCCACUUCGAACUCCGACUCCGACCCCGACCCCGACCCGAAUCCGAAGUAUGCCGUACCCAAAUUCCCAAUGGGCGCCUCCACCAAGUACGACGUUUGGAUCUCCGAGCCUUCUUCCGUCUCUGAACGCCGGUCCAAACUCCUCACUGAAAUGGGUCUCACCGGCGACCCAGUUCUGACCCGGGCCAAACCCCAACAGGGUUUUUCCGGCGAGUUCGGGCGGUCUGUCUCGUCGGAUUAUUCGAUCACUCAGGUAAAUUCCGGCGGUGGAGGCGUUAAUAGCAUCGUCCGCUCCAAAUCUGACGGCGGCGAUCAGUGUAAUAACGCUUGUUCUACUUCAUCUGUUUCUUCUUCCCCAAUUCUUUCGAUUCGUUGUGGUGCCGGUGAGGCCGAGACCGAGCCUGAACCCGAAACCAGUUCAUUUGUAAAUAGAAAUACAAAAUCUUUGGCUUGUAAAUCUUCAAGCGGUAAAAGCAACUCAUCCCCGCCGCCGAAUAAGCCGCCUUCCGGCAAGAAUUCGAGGAGGGUAGACGAGAUUCGAAGCGAUUCGAAGGUGGAGGAGUUGGAUUGCAAUGACAUUGGUAAGGUUGGUGAAAGUGAUGCUAAUACUAAUGCCCAAGUGUGUACUAUUAGGAACCUUGAUAAUGGUAAAGAGUUUGUUGUGAAUGAGAUUAGGGAAGAUGGAAUGUGGAACAAGCUUAAGGAAGUGGGUACAGGGAAGCAGUUGACCAUGGAGGAGUUUGAGAUGAGCGUCGGGCAUUCACCGAUUGUUCAAGAACUGAUGAGGAGGCAGAAUGUGGAGGAGGGUCAUAAAGAUGGUUCCGAGUCCAAUGCCAAUGGGAGCAAUGACGGGGUUUCAAAGUUGAAGAAGAAAGGGGGUUGGUUGAAGAGCAUCAAGAGUGUUGCGAUCACCAUGACAGGUCACAAGGAUAGGCGGAGUAGCGAUGACAGGGACACAUUGUCGGAAAAGGGAGGUCGGAGGUCAAGCUCUGGCACAGAUGAUAGCCAGGAUGUGUCGUUUCAUGGGCCGAAGAGGGUGAGGGUGAGGCAGUAUGGGAAGUCAUGUAAGGAGGUCACUGCAUUGUUCAAGAGUCAGGAGAUUCAGGCGCAUACUGGGUCAAUUUGGAGCAUUAAAUUUAGUUUGGAUGGAAAAUAUUUGGCUAGUGCCGGUGAGGAUUGCGUGAUUCAUAUUUGGCAGGUGAUGCAGAGUGAGAGGAAGGGUGACCUGUUGAUGGAGAAGUCAGAAGAUAGCAAUUUAAACAUGCUGUUAUUUGCCAAUGGGUCGCCGGAACCAUGUUCAGUCUCACCAAAUGUGGACAACCAUGUGGAAAAAAAGAGGAGAGGAAGGUCGUCUAUCAGUCGAAAAUCUGUUAGUUUGGACCAUUAUGUGAUUCCAGAGACUGUGUUUGCACUUUCAGAGAAACCCUUUUCUUCAUUCCAAGGGCAUCUGGAUGAUGUGCUUGACCUUUCUUGGUCCAAGUCGCAGCACCUGCUCUCAUCUUCAAUGGACAAAACUGUGCGCCUUUGGCACUUGUUGAGCAAGACUUGUCUGAAGAUAUUUUCACAUAGUGACUAUGUAACUUGCAUCCAGUUCAACCCUGUUGAUGAUAGGUACUUCAUUAGUGGAUCACUUGAUGCUAAGGUUCGCAUAUGGAGCAUCCCUGAUCGUCAAGUGGUUGAUUGGAAUGAUCUGCACGAGAUGGUCACUGCUGCUUGCUACACUCCUGAUGGUCAGGGCGCCCUAGUUGGUUCAUACAAAGGCAGCUGCCGUUUAUACAAUACAUCUGAGAACAAGUUGCAACAGAAAAGUGAAAUUAAUCUGCAGAACAAGAAAAAGAAAUCACAUCACAAGAAAAUUACAGGUUUUCAGUUUGCACCAGGAAGUUCAUCAGAAGUACUGAUUACAUCUGCAGAUUCACGAAUUAGAGUUGUUGACGGUGUUGAUCUGGUUCACAAGUUCAAGGGAUUUCGGAACGCAAAUAGCCAAAUCUCAGCCACCCUCACGGCAAAUGGUAAAUAUGUGGUAUCUGCUAGUGAGGAUUCUCAUGUAUAUAUAUGGAAACAUGAAGCUGAUUCCCGUCCUAGCAGAAGCAAAAGUGUCACUGUCACGCGCUCAUAUGAGCAUUUCCAUUGUCAAGAUGUAUCAGCAGCCAUCCCUUGGCCUGGAAUGGCUGAUUUAUGGGGAUUACAAGAUUCAGAACGUAAUGGGCUUGACGAGGUCUCCACAGCAAAUCACCCGCCUACACCAGUUGAGGCGGCUAAUGCCAACGAGGGUUCAAGAGCAGCAUCUGGUUCCACCAAUAGCCCUCUCCACGGAACCAUUUCGAGUGCAUCCAACAAUUACUUCUUUGAUAGAAUUUCAGCAACAUGGCCGGAGGAAAAACUUCUUCUAGCUACUAGGAACCGAAGCCCACGUGUAAGUUUUGAUUUUACGAAUGGUUUAAGCCAAAACAUGUCAGCCUGGGGUGUUGUGAUUGUAACUGCUGGGCUUCGAGGUGAAAUUAGAACUUUCCAAAAUUUUGGGUUGCCUGUUCGGAUUUAGGGGGGGCCAAAUAAGUGGAACCCUUGAUCAUGGGGGGAAGAUGAGUUGAUAAUUCUGCAAGGAGCCAGUCCAUUUUUCCCUAUUGGCAAAAUGUGUACAGAGAGAGAGAGAGAGAGAGAGAGAUUUGUAAUAUUAAAGCGUUCCAUGUGUUUCCUUGUGCUUGUGCCGUCGGACGUGGAGUUCAGUUGGAGAGCCGGUCCGUCGGGCCAACAAGAAAGAAAAGUAGAUUUGUUGAAAAAAGAGGAGGCAAAAAAAAAAAAAAAAAAAAAACUACACUGAUGAAUGUCUGUAGUCGGAAAAUUGUAGAGUUAUGAGAUGGGAAAAGCUUAUUGAAUUUAGAAAUGAAAAUUCUUUUACAAUUUA